GAGAAGGCCAAUUCGGGGCACCCUGGCCUGCCCAUGGGAUGUGCCCCGAUGGGUCACAUAUUGUACGAUGAGGUCAUGAGGUAUAAUCCGAAGAACCCGUAUUGGUUCAACAGAGAUCGGUUUGUUUUGUCUGCCGGUCAUGGUUGCAUGUUGCAGUAUGCUCUGCUUCAUCUCGCUGGUUACGAUAGUGUCCAGGAAGAAGAUUUGAAGAAUUUCCGUCAGUGGGGAAGCAAAAGCCCAGGACAUCCUGAGAACUUUGAGACACCUGGUGUUGAAGUAACAACUGGCCCUCUUGGUCAGGGUAUUGCAAAUGCUGUGGGAUUGGCUCUUGCAGAGAAGCACUUGGCUGCUAGAUAUAAUAAACCUGACAUUGACAUCGUUGACCAUUACACAUAUGUUAUCCUGGGAGAUGGUUGUCAAAUGGAAGGAAUUUCAAAUGAAGUUUGUUCGCUUGCUGGACACUGGGGACUUGGGAAGCUUAUAGCUUUCUAUGAUGACAACCACAUUUCUAUUGAUGGUGAUACCGAUAUUGCCUUUACUGAGGAUGUAGAUAAGCGUUUUGAGGCCCUUGGGUGGCAUGUCAUCUGGGUGAAGAAUGGAAACACUGGUUAUGAUGACAUCCGUGCUGCCAUUAAGGAAGCAAAAGCCGUCAAAGACAAACCCACUUUGAUCAAGGUGACAACAACCAUUGGUUUUGGGUCUCCAAACAAGGCAAACUCAUACAGUGUACAUGGUAGUGCAUUGGGUGCCAAGGAAGUGGAUGCUACUAGGAAGAACCUUGGAUGGCCAUAUGAACCUCUACACGUGCCUGAGGAUGUCAAAAAGCACUGGAGUCGCCAUAUCCCUGAUGGUGCUGCUCUUGAAGCUGAAUGGAAUGCCAAGUUUGCUGAAUACAAGAAGAAGUACAAGGAGGAAGCUGCAGAGUUAACAUCAAUCAUCACAGGUGAACUACCUGCUGGGUGGGAUAAGGCACUACCGACAUACACUCCAGAAAGCCCAGCUGAGGCGACCAGAAAUCUGUCGCAGACAUGCCUUAAUGCCCUUGCAAAAGUACUCCCUGGUUUUCUCGGUGGAAGUGCGGACCUCGCUUCUUCCAACAUGACAAUUAUGAAAAUGUUCGGGGAUUUCCAGAAGGACACUCCAGAAGAGCGCAAUCUUAGGUUUGGUGUUAGGGAACAUGGGAUGGGAGCCAUAAGCAAUGGCAUUGCCCUUCACAGCCCUGGAAUGAUUCCAUACUGUGCUACUUUCUUUGUCUUCACUGACUACAUGAGGGCUGCCAUUAGAAUUUCUGCUUUGUCUGAAGCUGGAGUUAUUUAUGUUAUGACCCAUGAUUCCAUUGGUCUUGGAGAAGAUGGGCCAACUCACCAGCCAAUUGAACACUUGGCGAGCUUCCGUGCAAUGCCCAACAUUUUGAUGCUCCGUCCAGCUGAUGGAAAUGAAACUGCUGGUGCAUAUAAAGUCGCUAUCCUUAACCGGAAGAGACCUUCAAUCCUUGCCCUCUCUCGGCAGAAGCUGCCCCAUCUUCCUGGAUCUUGCAUUGAGGGAGUUGAAAAGGGUGGCUACAUUAUUUCAGAUAACUCAUCAGGCAACAAACCUGAUGUCAUUCUUAUUGGAACUGGUUCUGAGUUGGAAAUUGCUGCUAAAGCAGCUGAGGAGCUCAGAAAGGGAGGCAAGGGUGUUAGGGUUGUGUCACUUGUUUCCUGGGAGCUUUUUGAUGAGCAGUCAGAUGCCUACAAAGAAAGUGUCUUCCCCGCUGCUGUAUCAGCUAGGGUAAGCAUUGAGGCUGGAUCCACAUUUGGUUGGGAAAAGAUUGUUGGACCUAAAGGAAAGGCAAUUGGUAUUGACCGUUUUGGUGCAAGUGCACCAGCAGGCAGAAUAUACAAGGAGUUCGGUAUCACUGUAGAAGCUGUCAUUGCAGCAGCGAAAGAAGUUAGCUAGGCUCAGUAAUGGUUAAAAGUGUGCCUAUGAGAACUUGGGAUUUUGGGUGGGAGGAGAUUAGAGUGAAGAGGCCAUUCUCAAGAGAUUUGCUUCGUGACACAAUCUCUCUUGUUCUAAUAAGGAACAAAAUAAAUUUCAGUUUUGCUUGUAAUUUCGUCCGUGGCAAGGUAGAGCAGACGGGAGUGUAACAACUCUUGAACUUGUGCCAAGAGUUUGAAAUGUCUCUGGUUGUUUUAGAAUUCAACUAGCAUUUGUUUCAACAUAUUCUUUGUUUUUCCCCCAUUUUGUCUGACUUAUGCUGCCGUAGUUAGGGAUUGAACC
Rubroshorea leprosula is the source of this 2259-nucleotide messenger RNA. Lineage: Eukaryota; Viridiplantae; Streptophyta; Magnoliopsida; Malvales; Dipterocarpaceae. The record is from the annotation of a GenBank genome assembly.